Messenger RNA from Leishmania mexicana MHOM/GT/2001/U1103, 1245 nucleotides. RefSeq lists its product as hypothetical. Lineage: Eukaryota; Euglenozoa; Kinetoplastea; Trypanosomatida; Trypanosomatidae. The transcript has a single exon. The record is from RefSeq and is a predicted model, not a curated record. The coding region runs from base 1 to 1245 and encodes 414 amino acids.
AUGUGGCGUUGGGUGUCUCUAGGUGGGUGGUGUGGACCGUCGCUCAUGCUCAGCAAGCUGGGCCUUCGCCCCGCUGAGGAGUCGCUGCCCUUCGACAUGGUGCGCUGCACCUUCGACGGUCUGGUGGAGUUGACUGCGAACGGCUUUUCGUCGUCGCUGCGUCCUACUCCUCUGGUCCCCUCAGCGAACCCUGCAGCAAGCUCGAGUGCUGUCACCGACGUGGCCCGCUACAACUUUUUCGCGAAGCAAGAGGACGGCUACUUCCCACGAGCAUCACGCCUUUCGUCAGCGUCCUCCCCUUCCGAUGCUGCCUGCACGGGUGCACCUCGGUGCUUUGUUCCAGAUCCGGUGAAUGUAUGGUUGCUCUUCCGAAGCCAGCACGCCUGCUUCACCCACUAUGACUUGAACAACACGGAUGUGCAGGCGGAGUUCCGCAGACGCAUUCGUGCCUGGGAGGCCCUGCUUUCCCCGGACAGUGCAGGCGACGCUGGCCAGGAAACGGUGCGGCCCGUCACCUUCAUCCGCACCGUCAUUGCCGAGAACCCGGCGGAGGAGCUGGAGAUGCUGCCGCAAUUUCACCAGGCAGUGCGGGAGCGCACCCGCGGGCGACUUCCCUUCCGCACCGUUCUCGUCGUGCACGAUCAGGCAGACACGACGCGGCCGCUGUGCGCGAUGCCACAGGAGUCGGACCAUGACAGCCCAUGUAUUGUGUGGAAUCUGAGGCGGCAGCGUCCGGCGCCGACUCCCUCGUCCUCUUCAGCCGUCGACGCAACGGGCGCGACGUCAGCAGCGGCAGAGGCGCCGUCGCUGCUGGACCAGUGCCAUGAUGGCUACCAGACAAUCCUCACCACCAUGUCCAAAAACGCGAAGUGGCGCUCGCUGGACGCCACGCUGCCGGCUUACGAGACGUACGUCAAUUCCCGAAAGGCGCCCUUCACCCCCUACACGGAGCUGAGCCGUGUAGACGGGGUGCCAGCCGUGCGAGGCACGUGCACCGGGUUCGGGUCGACUUUCUCUGCAGCUUUGGGCCGCUGCGUCCACUGUGGAUGCACCGAUGGGCACGCCGUCUCCGCAGAGCAAUAUGACAAGCACCAGGAGUGGGAAGAAGAGGAUGUGAACGAGUUGCUCCUCAACUAUGCCCUGCACCACUGCGACGAGGUGGCUGCGGUGGAGGCGACGGCGCGGCAGCAGAAGCGCGGCGCGCACGAGACGUGGCAGAAGCUGCGGGUUCUUCUGUCAGACUGA